Messenger RNA from Gekko japonicus, 3050 nucleotides. It is a transcript of the gene CC2D2A, whose product is annotated as coiled-coil and C2 domain containing 2A. NCBI's taxonomy places the organism in Eukaryota, Metazoa, Chordata, Lepidosauria, Squamata, Gekkonidae. The record is from RefSeq and is a predicted model, not a curated record. Gene Ontology annotation, biological process: non-motile cilium assembly; protein localization to ciliary transition zone. The transcript has 21 exons. Gene Ontology annotation, cellular component: ciliary transition zone. The coding region runs from base 1 to 2886 and encodes 961 amino acids.
AUGGAUCUCGACCUGUUUUGCAGGGCUGAAAUUUCAAGACGUGAGGAUGUGAAGAGACGAUCUUUGUUUCUAAAAGUCCUUUUCAACUCCAAAGAGGUGUCGAGGACCAUUUCCCGGCAAAUAAGCUUGGACUUCAGGAUUCACUUUGGACAGAUUUUCAACUUGCAAAUAUUCAACUGGCCAGAGAGUUUGAAAUUGCAGAUAUAUGAAAUGGUUGGUCAUGGCGGCGUGAACUUGUUGGCCGAAGUGUUUGUACCAAUCCCUGAGACAACAGUUCUGACUGGGGGAGCGCCUGUAGAAGAAAUAGAGUUCAGCAGUGACCAGCGCAUGACGUUGGACCACGAAGGCGUGGGGAGUGGUGUACCAUUCUCAUUUGAAGCUGAUGGUAGCAACAAAGUGACUCUAAUGACAUCUGGUAAAGUAUCUUGCAGUGUUUCCUGGGCAGUUGGAGAAAAUGGAGUGCCCUUAAUUCCUCCAGUAUCACAGAGAAAUGCUGGGUUCUCCAGUGCUGUGAAAAAUAUCGAUGCCAUUGCAUCCAUUGGCACGUCAGGACUAACAGACAUGAGGAAACUGGCCAAGUGGGCCGCAGAGACCAAGCUGGACCCAAACAACCCGAGCAAUGCAGCCCUGAUGCACCUGAUAAUGGUUACCACCAGUGGAGAUGCUUCUGUUCCUGAUUUCUUCAGGCUGGAACAAUUACAGCAGGAAUUUAAUUUUGCUUCUGACGAUGAAUUUAACCGGUCCAAGAGAUUUCGACUUCUUCAGCUCAGAAAUGGAGAGGUGGCUGAGUUUCGAAAUUAUAAACAUGUCCCAUUACUGGAAAGAGAAAUUAGUGAAAGAAUCUUUCAGGACUUUGAGAAAAGGCUACAGGAGAGGGAUGUCAUUGACACCAAGGACCACCUGGACGCACACAGAGCCGUAGUUGCCAAGUACCUCCAGAAGGUGAGGGAGUCUGUAAUAAACCGGUUCCUGAUCGCAAGGCACCAUUUUCUUCUUUCUGAUAUGGUCAGUGAAGAAGAAAUCCUGAGUCUUGGCAUUUUGGGACUCAGUCUUUUUAAACUGGCGGCGCCUAAGCGGCCCCUGAAGCCCAGACGAAAAGAGAGGAAAAAAAUCACGGCUCAGAACCUCUCCGAUGGGGACAUCAGCCUCUUGGUGAACAUCAUUAGAGCUUAUGACAUUCCCAUAAGAAAGCCCGAAGGCAGCAAACUUCAGCAGCCGUCUAGAUCAUCCCGAACCUUCAAUGAGAUGUUUGCCGCCUCUACAAACCUGCAGAGCCCAACCCACCCAGCACACUGGGCAUUUAAUCAGGUUUUAGUACGACCUUUUAUAGAAGUUUCUUUUCAGCGAAUGAUUUGCCGGACGACAACUGCUGAAGGGCCAAACCCCAACUGGAAUGAAGAGCUUGAACUUCCAUUUCGAGCCCCCAGUGGUGACUACAGCACUUCCGGCCUGCAAUCAGUGAAGGAUGACGUGUUCGUUAACAUUUUUGAUGAAGUGCUAUAUGACGUCUUAGAGGAUGAUCGCGAAAGAGAAAGUGGAGGAGUCCACACUCGUGUUGAGAAGCACUGGCUUGGAUCGGUGCGGAUCCCGUUUACAACAAUAUAUUUUCAAGGAAGAAUCGAUGGUACGUUUAAGAUCGAUACCCCCCCAGUUCUUCUUGGGUAUAUCAAGGGGAAAAAUCAAGGAAAUGAGAGAGGCUAUGAUUCCGUUCGAAAUCUGACUGAAGGCUCCUAUCUAUCACUGUUCAUUACUAUUGAACCACAGCUCAUCCCCGGAGAAUCGGUUCGGGAAAAGUUUGACAGCCAAGAAGAUGAGAAGCUACUCCAAGCAGCUGAAAAGUAUCAGGCGGAAUGUCUGCUGAAGUUUCCGAACCGCCAGUGCCUGACGACCGUCAUUGACAUUAAUGGGAAAACCGUGUUCGUUACUAGAUACAUCAGACCCCUGAACCCUCCAGAGGAGCUCCUUCGGGGUCAUGCUGACAAUCCCCAGGCGACUUCCGCGGUGGUGGCCCGCUAUGUGGCCUUGGUUCCUUUUUUGCCCGAUAGUGUGUCCUUUGCUGGAAUUUGUGACUUGUGGAGUACAUCAGAUCAGUUCCUUGAUCUUUUGGCUGGAGAUGAAGAAGAACACGCUGUGCUCUUGUGCAACUAUUUUCUUGCUCUUGGCAAAAAGUCCUGGCUUCUAAUUGGAAAUGCAAUUCCUGAGGGAGCAACAGCAUAUGUGCUAACUUGGGAACAAAACCAGUAUGUGAUUUGGAAUCCCAGGAAUGGCCAUUUUUAUGGACAGUAUGACACUUUCUGUCCAUUGCAAAACGUAGGCUGUUUGAUUUCUGGUGACAACAUUUGGUUCAAUAUUCAACAGUACGAUUCCCCACUGAGGAUAAAUUUUGAUGUCAGCAAACCCAAAUUUUGGAAACCUUUUUUUUCCAGAAGUUUACCAUUUCCCGGCCUCUCCAGUGUGCAGCCUGAAGCGCUGUUCUACCAGUGUGCAGACAAGGCGGCUGCGCUAGAACUACAGGGCAGACUUGAGAAGAUUUUGAAAGAGAAGAUAAUGGAAUGGAGACCCAGGAACUUGACACGGUGGAACAGAUACUGCACCUCUGCUCUUCGGCACUUCCUGCCUCUGCUGGAAGAGAAUCAGGGCAAAGAUGUAGAAGAGGACCAUCAGGCAGAACUACAAAAACAACUGGGAGACUACCGGGUCUCAGGAUUUCCUAUUCACACGCCCUUUUCAGAAGUCAGUCCUUUAAUUGAAGCAGUCUAUACGACGGGAGUCCAUAACAUCGAUGUUCCAAACACGGAGUUUGCAUUAGCAGUAUAUGUUCAUGCUUAUCCUAAAAACAUUCUAUCAGUGUGGGUGUAUGUUGCCUCAUUAGUUCGUAACAGAUAAAAAGCUGAAUUAUUAAAUAAACCCUCAUGUUUUGGGCUCUUCUCAUCAAUGAACUGUACUAGUAAUUUUACCGUCUUUGCAUUGUAAGGUAACAUUCUUUGUACCCUUUAUAUAUAUAUAUCCCUAGACUCUAAUUUUGUAUUUUUAUACAUUAAAGACAAAAG